Messenger RNA from Carica papaya (papaya), 3708 nucleotides. NCBI's taxonomy places the organism in Eukaryota, Viridiplantae, Streptophyta, Magnoliopsida, Brassicales, Caricaceae. The record is from RefSeq and is a predicted model, not a curated record.
CCAUUUCUUACGAUUAACUCAUUGCUACUUUCAAUUUUUUUUAUGCAUUACUCUUAUGCCUCGUCUUUUUUUUUGUUUCCCCAUUUUUCUAUCCCAACAGAGAUAGAGUUUCUUUGCUGUUUCUUUUUUUGUUUCGUUUUGCAACAUACGUGACAUAUAUUUACAGAUUCUGAGAUCUUUAUGGUGAUCUAACUGUGGAAACCUUCGUAAGAAUUAACAGAGAUUUUUAGCUUCCAAGAUCUUGUUUUCCUUUUUCUUUCUUUUUUUUUGAGUUUUGUUUUACGGCGCUAUUUAGUUUCUUGAGUUUCUAGACCGUGUUUGGGAGAUUUGACUUCUUAAACGCGAAUGAUAUGCGUUGAAAUUAAUAUGAAUGUUUUUAUCAAAGAGAAAAACAGGUCGGUCGCAUAUGUAAGAAAAUUUCUUCUGGUGGAGGUUCUCAUUAAUUAAAGAAAGCGAUGCGGACAGACCAUUUCCUAUGUUUUUCAAUAUAAGCGAUAGUUUCUGUUUUGUCGGUUGCCCAGAACUAGGUAAAAGAUGUUGAAGUUUCGAACCGUGUCUUAUUCGCUUAAUUUCCGUUGGAUGUAAAACCUUAAAAAUCUUUUUACGAAAUUUCAACUCUGAUUUCUUGUUAGAUGCCAUUUUAGCAUACGUUGUUUGUGGACUAGGAAUUCUCGCCAACAAGUUUCACUAACAUUGACUUUGAAUGAAUUAAACUAUGUUGUAAAAAGCUAACUGCUUUAACCGGUAACUUCCAUUCAUUUUCUGUAUUUUAUACUUGUACUUCUUCCUUUAUAUCUCUAGUCAUUCAUGGGGUAAAGUUGAUGGUCGUUUUUAGUGGUUGAAGCGUCUUUUCAAAAUCGAAUGGGCCAAUCAAAUUUAUGUUUUGUGUUUAUACUGUUUAUUAUUAUUAUUAUAGUGGUGACACGUUUUUGUAAAAAUUGAAAAUUUCUAUGUAUUAGAUCUAGAAGUGCUACAAUCCAGGCCAAUGUCGGGCCAUAGCACGUAUACCAUAUCACUUAUAUAUAUGCAGACACGUGUAAGCGACUACUGUUAGGUAUGGAGGUGUAUAUUUAAAUAGUUAUGUAUUACGUAUGUUGAUGUUAAAAUAAAUUGGUUGCCCCAAUAAUUUUUAUAAGGAAUUCAUCUAAGCCAAGAAACGUAAUAAGUGAUCAAACAUGUCGUAAUUGGUGAGGUAAAGCAUACAUCGAGAGAUAAUUUAUAGUAUAUAUAAAGGAUAUCAUGAUCACGAGCGCUUAUAUUUGCUUCAGAACAAAAUAUAUCGUUUCUGUACUUUUGUUGUGAUAGCAGUUUCAACUUUUCAGCGAGGUCUCUUUUUUUCCCAAACAUUUGACGAAAACACCAAAUAUUUUCAUUUGGGCCCAAUUCUUAAAAGAUGCUAACUUAUCUGAACUGUCAUUAAAGAACAUGACUAUGAAUAAAGUAGUAAAGAUCUUUGUAUACAGUUAAAUUUCUUUCCUUCGGGGUGAUUUCUUUAGUUGCACUUCCUUUCUUUGACGGUAAGGUUGGCUUCUUUUUUCAACCCUUGAGGAUCAAGAUGGUUGCUGCUUCACUUAGUUGUUUACUUAGUCUGAUUUUCUGUUAUUUAUGAUUCACUUUAAGUUUGGUCCACAAUGGAAUUAACUGGAACCAAGUUUAAGGUUUUGCUGUUUUAACUGUUCUGCUUCUGUUUUUAUUCUUUAAUCUUUUUCGGGGUUUCCGAUAUUUUCUUUUUCGUAAAUAUCCGCACAGACAAUUUUCUGUUAUUAGUGAAGUGGUAGACAUGAUUCUUUCCUAACAUUAACGAAAAUGAUUGAGCUGAAAUGGGGUCCGCUAGACUGGAUCCGCCAAACUUUGGGAAGAACUAUUUGCAAAGUUUCCCGUUGAAUUUGCUUCCUCGCCAGUUUUAUGUCGCAAGAAAAUAUUGACUUUUUUUUUUAUAAUUAUUUUCUUCUAUGACAAAAAGCUUCUAAACGCGGUUAGUCCAUUUUGAUGCUUUUGGUGCAUGUGUUUACCGGGCAAUCUGGAACAGGUUUAGGUGAAAUUCCCUUGAAUUUUGAAGGUGUUAGACCAUCCUUCUCAUGAACAUCAUUGACAAGAUAAUGUUCAGGCAGCCGCAAUAAAUGCGGUGUACUUUUGGAGAUGAAAAGUUUCCAGGAAGUCUGCGCUUGAUGGACUGCUUACCAACUACCAGUGACAAGAAAACGUUGAAGAGGUGGUUUUUCAUAGAUAAACGGGUCGGGUAAAGAGUUCUUGGAUUAAGUAGACGUCUGUGUUUAUUAAUACUGUAAGUAGGCAUUGCAAGUGCGGUCUGGCCAAUGGAGUUGAAGUCAAAUCAUGCUUCUCCUGUUCUCACUGAUCCCGCACCAGUAAACAAGUCAAGACUGGGGAUCCAUUCAAGUCUGUUGCCUUAUGGGCAGCCGGGAGCAUCAGUUUCUUCUGGAAAGUUUGUAACAAUCCCAAGAAAAAAGCCUGGAAUGUUUGAUGAUGUUAGGUCCAAUGGUUGGCUGGAUGCCAUGAAAUCCUCAUCACCUCCUCGCAAGAAGCUCCUUAAGGAUUUCAAUUUAGAGAUAGCUUCAGAUGAUGUUGACGUUGCUUACAGCUCCUGGAUGCUUAAGCAUCCUUCCGCACUUAAAUGCUUUGAGCAAAUUACUAAUCAUGCAAAGAGCAAGAAAGUAGCUGUCUUUCUUGAUUAUGAUGGGACUCUCUCUCCCAUAGUAGAUGACCCAGAUCGUGCCAUUAUGUCUGAUCCUAUGCGAUCGACUGUAAGAGACGUUGGAAAGAUUUUCCCUACAGCAAUUAUUAGUGGAAGAAGCCGUGACAAGGUUUAUGAGUUGGUAGGACUAACAGAACUAUAUUAUGCUGGUAGUCAUGGCAUGGACAUCAUGGGACCUGUUAAUCACACAGAGCCCAAUGGCCCAUCCCAAAUUGUACUAAAUCUACUGACCAACCGGGGAAAGAAGGUAAAUCUUUUCCAGCCCGCUAGUGAGUUCUUACCCAUGAUUGACGAGGUUUUUAGAACCCUCGUCGAGAAUACUAGAGGAAUCAAAGGUGCAAAAGUUGAGAAUCACAAGUUUUGUGCCUCUGUACAUUACCGUAAUGUAGAUGAGAAGAACUGGCCUACUAUUGCACAAUCAGUUCAUGAUAUCUUAAAAGAUUAUCCGCGGCUGCGAUUAACUCACGGGAGGAAGGUUUUAGAGGUUCGUCCUGUGAUUGAUUGGGAUAAGGGAAAAGCAGUGGAAUUUCUGCUCGAGUCCCUUGGGCUAAAGAAUAGUGAGGAUGUGCUCGCAAUUUAUAUUGGAGACGACAAAACAGAUGAAGAUGCAUUCAAGAUGUUGCGAGAGAGGAAUCAAGGAUAUGGGAUCUUGGUAUCUUCAGUACCCAAAGAAACCAAUGCAUUUUAUUCCCUCAGAGACCCAUUAGAGGUAAAGAAAUUCCUCAAGUCUCUGGUAACAUGGAAGAAACUAAACGUGAUGUAAGUUGGCGAGAGGAGCACGGAGUCAUCCGCCUAUAGGAUAUAGCCCUUUAGGUUAACUCAUAAUAAACCAAUGGUUCUAGUUGGCUUUUUUCCACCUAUUAUAUUUUAGUUAUUAUUAUUAUUUUUUUAAUAUUUUACUUGUGGUAAAGGUUUUCUUUUUAUUUUUUUUUUUUAUUUUGUGGUCUAAAAUGUUUAAUUUGAAGUUUAUUUUUAUGUGGUUAAAUUAAUUGUAU